GGAAACACAAGAGGGAUGGAGAUAUUGACUCACCACCUACCUGCUACUUGUUUAAUGUAUAGUGAGGCUCCUGUUACUGUGAAGAUCACGUACAAUACAGAUCACUGUGUUUGCCAGUAAAGGAGAAACAUUAUAAGAAUAUCUGACAAAUUCAGUUACUGAAAAAGACAAUGUCUGACAAGUCCGAGACCCAAACCUCAGACCUUCCUGAUGCACACAGAGACUGUACUGACGUGAAACCUUCAGAUAGCUCAGCAGUUGUACAUGGAGAAGAACCGUACGUGUGUGAUAAGGUGAAGACUGAGGAGGAUGAAGUUCCUAUAAAUACGGCUACAGGCCAUAGUGAUGUGACGCCUACAGAUGGCUCAGCGGUUGAGCACAGAGGAGAACCGUAUGUGUGUGAUCAGGUGAAGACUGAGGAGGAUGAAGUUCCUAUGAAUACGGCUACAGAUGAAGAUAACGCUGAUAUAGUGAAAGUUGAGAUAACAGAAGAUCUGUGUGUGAGGCAUCAGCUGGAAGCUCCAGAUGAUGAUAUCAGUGGCCGUAUCACCUCAGGGCAUAUGGAUGUCGCAUCUUCAGAUGGCUUAGCAGUUGAGUACAGAGGAGAACCGUAUGUGUGUGAUCAGAUGAAGACUGAGGGGGAGGAAGUUCUUAUAAAUACAGCUACAGGUAUAUUUACAAACUGUAGUAAUCCUAUUCAUGACCAGAGUGCGGAUACUUCUUUUAAUCUUCUUCAAAAUCAGAGAAGCCACAUGGGAUACUUAUGUUCUGAAUCUGGAAAAUGUUUUACCUUGAAAUCAACUGUUAGUAAUCAUGUGAAAAUUCAUAGAGAAAAGAAAGUAUUUUCAUGUUCUCACUGUGGGAAAUGUUUUACUCUGAAAUCACGUUUUAUAACGCAUCAGAAAAUUCAUACAACAGAGAAAGCAUUUUCAUGUUCUGACUGUGGAAAAUGUUUUACUGUGGAAUCAAAUCUCAUAAAACAUCAGAAAAUUCAUACAGGAGAGAAAGUAUUUUCAUGUUCUGAAUGUGGCAAAUGUUUUACUCUAAAAUCAUAUCUCAUUAAGCAUCUGAUUAUUCAUACAGGGGAGAAAGCAUUUUCAUGUUCUGAUUGUGAGAAAUGUUUUACUGAAAAAUCAAAUCUUAUUAGGCAUCAGAAAAUUCAUACAGGGGAGAAAGCAUUUUCAUGUUCUGACUGUGGGAAAUUUUUUACUCAGAAAUCAGAUCGUAUUAAGCAUCAGAAAGUUCAUACAGGAGAGAAAGCAUUUUCAUGUUCUGAUUGUGGGAAAUGUUUUACUCAGAAAUCACAUCUUAAUAGACAUCUUAAAGUUCAUACAGGGGAGAAAGCAUUUUCAUGUUCUCACUGUGGGAAAUGUUUUACUCUGAACUCACAUCUUAUGAGACAUCAGAUAAUUCAUACAGGAGAGAAAGAAUUUUCAUGUUCUGACUGUGGGAAAUGUUUUACUCGGAAAGGACAUCUUAUUAGGCAUCAGAAAGUUCAUACAGGAGAGAAAGAAUUUUCAUGUUCUGACUGUGGGAAAUGUUAUACUCGGAAAUCACAUCUUAUUGCUCAUCUGAAAUCUCAUAUUAAAGGAAAUAUGUAAAAUCAGCGCUGAAGAGGAUGACACAUAGUUGUCAUCUGCACAAUGCCUAUAAUACUUAUUAUGACUAUAUGUCAUCCUCUGUGGUACCCACUAUUGGGGCAGUUUGAGGCCCUUCUGUACCUCAAGGAGUUAUAAGAUGGCCCUGGGGAUUAGGUUUCCAUAGCCAUGUGAUUACAUGGCACACGAAAAUUGUGUGUUUAUUUCAGUAGAGGUUCAUAUAAGGGGGCCCUUAUAUGCAGAUCAAAAAUAGAUUAAAAAAAAUAUCCAAAAGCCCUUAUUUAUAUGUUGAUAAAUCCAUCUUUGAAAUGUAGGUACUGUUUGAGGACAUUAUAGUAAGCUGAUCACUGAGGUGACAGUGUUUCCGUAGGUGGAAUUUAAAGUGACCAAAUGUAUACGUUAACAUCAGCUAAAUAAAAUGCAUUGUGUUGAAAUAUAACAAAAAAAAAAUAAAAAAAAUUCUUUUGAUUUUCCAAUUCUAAUUUUUAUUCGCAAAUUCCGAAUUUAUUCCCCAUUUCUUCUUGUUUUACAAUGGUUACCUAUAAUACAGUUAUAGAUCCACAAACGUUUUGACUAUAGAAUUGAGGAAUAAAACUCACAUUGUAUUGUUUACAACUGUGUUUAUUAAUAUUGUAAUAAAAUCCUUUUGUUGUA
Molecule: messenger RNA, 2252 nt
Organism: Bombina bombina (fire-bellied toad)
Lineage: Eukaryota; Metazoa; Chordata; Amphibia; Anura; Bombinatoridae
Product: zinc finger protein OZF-like
Exons: 7
Coding region: 171-1601 (476 amino acids)
Biological process (GO): negative regulation of transcription by RNA polymerase II
Molecular function (GO): DNA-binding transcription repressor activity, RNA polymerase II-specific
Source: RefSeq, a predicted model, not a curated record